CAUUGAAUAAAAUAGUGAUUUGUUUGCGGCGUUUUUGUGCAAGCUGAGAAAAGAAAUAAAUGGGCGUGUAGAAAAGAAACUUCUAAUUUCUAUAUUAUUCUAAAAUGGAAACGAGCACCGAACAAAUCCCCGCGACCACGGAAACUGCUUCUAAUAAUGAACAGGAGCACCAUGAAGAGGGCAUGGAAGAAACUGAAGAUUACAGUUUCGAUGGUGAAGAUUAUAGGCAUUUCGUACCACGGGGUCGAGGUGGCUUUAGAGGUGGGUUUGAUUUUCCCAUGAGAGGUGGACCUCCAAGAUUUAGAGGAAGAGGAUUUGGACCUAGAGGACCAAUGUUUCGGGGAGCAAAUAACGGAUUUCCAUUUGAGGGACCUCCUAGGCCAAAUUGUCCACCGGGUCCAGCAGGGCCACGUUUCCGAGGACCUCCACCAUUCGAUCCUAGUUGGGGACCUAUGGGGCCACCAAAUCUGAUGGGACCGCCAAACCUUAUGGGACCUCCAGGAAUGCCACCACCACACAUGAUGAAUGGCCCAAUUGGGACAGGUCCGGGACCAUACGGACCACCUCCUGGAAUGGGACCACCAAAUAUGAAUAACAUUCCAGGUCAGCAGCAGCCCCCACAACAAGCACAACAGCAAGCAAACAUUCCAGGCUUAGAUCUCAAUGGAGAGGUAUGGGUAGAAACAAAAACACCAGAUGGCAAAUCGUAUUAUUAUAACAUUCGUACCAGAGAAACUACAUGGACAAAACCAGAAGGACCAAAUGUUAAGGUCAUGGUUCAAGACCAGCUAGAACAAUUGGUACAUGGAGCAUCUAAACAAACAGCUCCAUCUGGGACUCCUACUUCCACAAAUACAACACCCAAUCAAAUUAAUGAAAAUAGAGUAUCUCAAAGUAGUGAACAAUCUUCAACAAAUAAUGCAGAUGCUAUUAAUCAACUUAGUACUGCUCCUCCUGGCACAGGUCCACCCCCCACACUUGGUGAAGCACCAGAUAUGAACACACAACCAACUGACACAACACAAGCAAAUGGUACAGCACCUACUACUGUAACUAAUACCCCAUCUAUGAAUACUCCAGCAGUAAAUACAAACAUGAUGCAACCUCCACCUAAUAUGAUACCUAUGCAGCAUAGAAUGCCCAAUCAGUUUGGUGGUCCAAUUGCAACACAAUUUGGAGCAGCACCUUUUGGUAUGCCACCACCAGGGUUCCAACCUUUUGGAGGCUAUGGUCCCCCACAAGCAAAUUGGGGUAUGCCACAAAUGCCACAUGGAGUAAUGACACCACAAGCUCCAGCAGAAGAUCCUGCAAUAUUAGCUCAACUAGAUCAAGAUCUUGUAGCAUCUGCUAUGGUAUGGACAGAGCAUCGUGCUCCAGAUGGAAGAUUAUAUUAUUAUAAUAGCAAAGCAGGAGAAUCUGUUUGGGAAAAACCACAAGCUUUGAAGGAUCUGGAAAAUGCAAAAUUAGCGUUACGGCAAAAAGCAGAAGAAGCAGCUGCCAAUACAACAAAUCCUGCAGUGACUAGUUCCACCGUUACUAACAAUAACGUAGCCGCUGAACCCACAAAACAAGAAAAACCUCAAGAGAGCAAUCAUGAAACCAAAGAUAGUGUAAAAGAAACAGAUACUAAUAAACCGAAAAAAGAGGAAGCAUUACCUAAAGAGGCUGCCAAACCUCAAGAUAAGUCUAGACCAAUCUCUAGUACACCAGUACCUGGAACUCCUUGGUGCGUUGUCUGGACGGGUGAUGGACGCGUAUUUUUUUAUAAUCCCUCAUCGCGUAUUUCUGUCUGGGAAAGACCAGAUGAUCUCAUUGGUCGUCAAGAUGUCGAUAAAAUGGUGUCUACUCCACCAGAUGCGGUAGUAACUACUAAAACGACGCGUCAGUCGGAUACAAGCGAAAGCAGUGAUGAUGAUCAGCCAACACCAGCAAAAAAAAUGAAGCAAGAAGAUACAAAAACUCCAGCACCAAAAGAAGAGGAGGAGAAGGAAAACAAAAAGACUAUUGACAUCGGGAAGGAGGCUGCAAUAGAGGCCGAAGUACGAGCUGCUAGAGAAAGAGCAAUUGUUCCUUUGGAAACAAGAAUUAAAUCAUUUAGGGAUAUGCUUGCAGAAAAAGAUGUGUCCGCGUUUAGUACUUGGGAAAAGGAACUCCAUAAAAUUGUGUUCGACCCUCGCUACUUACUUUUAACAUCAAAGGAGAGAAAACAAGUUUUCGAAAAGUACGUAAAGGAGAGAGCAGAAGAAGAAAGGCGAGAAAAGAGGAACAAAAUGAAGGAACGGAAAGAGCAAUUCCAAAAACUGUUAGAAGAAGCUGGUCUUCAUGGAAAAUCUUCAUUUAGUGAUUUCGCUCAAAAACAUGGGCGUGAUGAACGGUUUAAGAAUGUAGAAAAGAUGCGUGAACGGGAGAGCCUAUUCAACGAAUAUCUGCUGGAAGUGCGAAAGAAGGAAAAAGAGGAAAAAACUGCAAAACGAGAACAGGUGAAAAAGGAAUUCAUAGCGAUGCUACGUGAGCACAAAGACAUCGACAGGCAUUCGCAUUGGAGCGAUUGUAAGAAAAAAUUGGAAUCAGAUUGGAGGUACAGAGUCGUAGAGUCAGCAAGCACGAGGGAAGAUUGGUUUAGGGAUUACAUUCGUAUGCUAAAGGAGGAGAGGAAAAAGGAAAAAGAAAAAGACAAAGACCAUCGACACAGAGAUAAAGAUCAUCACAAAUCGGAGAAGAAAGAUAGGGACCGAAAGGAUGUUGAUAAGUACAAGGAAAAGUCUUCAAAGGAUCGAGUUGACAAGGACAGUUCAAAGGACAAGAAACGUAGAAGCGAGGCACCUACAGAGGAAAAUGGCAAGGAAAAAAAGGAAACAGUGGCAGAAAAAGAAAGCGGUGAAAUCGAGGAUAAUGAUGAAAAACCAUCAAAGAAGGAAAAUGAUAAGGAGAACGCAGAGGACCAAUCUGAUUCAGAAGAAGAUAGAGAGAAACAAAAGCGAGAACGCGAAAGAAGAGCGGAAGCGAGUCUUCGUGAAAGGGAAAGAUAAGUUCAGAGAACUCUGGCUACACAUCUUCGCGAUAGGGAUAAGGAAAGGCAGCAUCAUCGUCAUACAGAAGCAGUACAACAUUUCAGUGCUCUUCUUGCAGAUUUAGUGAGAAAUGGUGAUUUAGCAUGGCGAGAAGCGAAAAGGCAAUUGAGGAAAGAUCAUAGAUGGGAAUUGGCGGAAAGUUUAGACCGUGAGGAAAAAGAAAGAUUAUUCAAUGAACAUAUAGAACAACUCAGUCGUAAAAAGCGUGAUAAAUUCCGAGAACUUCUCGAUGAAGUAGGAGCUUCUACUGAACUUACAGCAUCGUGGAGAGAUAUAAAAAAAUUAUUAAAAGACGAUCCUAGGUAUCUUAAAUUUUCAUCCAGUGAUCGGAAAUGUGAGAAAGAAUUUAAGGAAUAUAUUAAAGAUAAACUUGUUGCGGCCAAAGCCGAUUUUAGAGAACUUCUACAAGAAACAAAACUUAUUACUGAUAAAACAUAUAAAAAAGUACAAGAAAAUAGUGCACAUUUAGCAGAAAUUGAAGAAAUUUUAAGGAAGGAUCGGAGAUUUCUUGUAUUAGAAGCAGCUGCUGCUGAACGAACGCGGUUAUUAAUGGGAUAUUUAGAAGAAUUGGCACGACGGGGUCCACCUCCACCACCUACUGCCUCAGAACCGUCAAGAAGACCAACCACAAAUUAACGAGGCCCACAUCGAAGCAUGGUAUAUAUAUGGUGUCCAAAUAACAAAUCAGUGAUUGAAUUUAUAGCUGUAGUUGAAUUGAAGUACUUUACACACGAGAUGAUUAUCGCCUGUAAUUAUAGGAUUCAAUAAAACUAACGCCAAUUCCACACAGCUAAAAAUGUGUGUCAUACUGUAAAGAUGCCAUAGUGUUUGUUACAUAAGCACCCCAUUAUGAAUAUUUUGUAUGAAAAUUACAUGAGAAUUACAACAACGAGUGCUUGUUGCACUCUCGACUAGUUUAAAAGCAUGUGCAGUGAAUUUCUAUAAAC
This is a messenger RNA of Eufriesea mexicana, 4018 nucleotides long. Its product is annotated as transcription elongation regulator 1. The coding region runs from base 105 to 3029 and encodes 974 amino acids. Gene Ontology annotation, cellular component: nucleus. Gene Ontology annotation, molecular function: RNA polymerase binding; transcription coregulator activity. The record is from RefSeq and is a predicted model, not a curated record. NCBI's taxonomy places the organism in Eukaryota, Metazoa, Arthropoda, Insecta, Hymenoptera, Apidae. The transcript has 19 exons.